This is a messenger RNA of Blastomyces gilchristii SLH14081, 4284 nucleotides long. RefSeq lists its product as uncharacterized. The coding region runs from base 397 to 3171 and encodes 924 amino acids. Lineage: Eukaryota; Fungi; Ascomycota; Eurotiomycetes; Onygenales; Ajellomycetaceae. The record is from RefSeq and is a predicted model, not a curated record. The transcript has 6 exons.
CCAGCAAUGUCACCAAGAGUGUGUUAUUCUCCAGCCUUGCCCUAGGGAACAAUAUAAACUAACAUUAUCUGGCGCUUUCUUAUUCCUUGACUUGGUUUCAUCGUCAUAUACCCUUGUUUCUAGCUUUGUAGCAGUUGGUUUUCUCUAAAUCAUUCUUCCAUUCGCUCUGUUUUCGUCCCAUUAUCCUGAAAGAAAGGCCUAUCACCAUAUGGUAUUUGCCUUGAACUUGAAAAUAGAGUCUAUUCUCCACUGACGGCGCCAGGUCAGUCCAUUCUAGGUAUACAGUACGUGCCCUUCUCAUAUCCUCUGAUCCUAAGUUUGAGGAUAACGAACGACCGUCUAGGGGAUCAAAAAAGGGCUACUUGACCAUUAGUGUUGCUAACUUUAUCGGAAGCUAUGGAUGAAGAAGAACGCCAGAGGCGUAUGCAGGAGCUUCAAAUGGCGGAUUUGGGCAGUGCACGCCGUGAAUAUAUAUCGACCGUUGAUGACGCCCCGAACAAGUACCGCCAUGUUGGGUUGGAUCAGAUCGAGGCCAUGCGGGCAGCCAACAUGAAGGGUUCUAAAGUGCAGAAAUUGGCAGAAGCCAACAAGACUCAGUUAAGUGCCUGGAACAACGCGCACCAAACAAUUGGGGGUGAUGUCCAGUUGGAAGAUCUGGAUAGCAUGAUGUCCGGACAGAGUCACCGUGCCCAGCUCUGUGAUUUGAUUCAAUCAAAAGGUGGACAGAAGUAUAUUCACGGCCCAACAGCUCCUCCCAAUGGGCGCUCCAGAAGUACCCAGCCGCCCAGAGGUUCCAGGGGAAUUGGGCGUGGUGGAGGAGUAGCGGGAAGCCGCGCCCGUGGCAACUUUUCAAGAACAUCAUUUGGCCCCCAAAGUACUCCUUCACCGUGUGUGCUUGGGUCUGGUGGAGGCCACGCUGUUGAAAGCACCCCAGACCGGCGCCGAUGUCUGGACCCUGCACGCUCCGACGCGGCUGAGAAUUUCCGUGAAAAAGACACCAAGAUAGGGAAAGCAGGAGUUACUCCACGGACCCCUAGAAGUGAUAGAGGCUCCGGUGGACUAGGCCGUCCAGGCAUGGUUAAAACCAGACGGGUUGUUGAUCCAAGCGCCAACUCUGAGGCAAUGUUCGCCGACCCAUCAGACUUCAUGGCAGUUGCGAAAGUACAUAAUGCUUCUUGCCCUUCUGAUCCCCCUAAGCCAACGCGGAAUGCAGCAGCCCAGCCUAUGACUCCAUCCAAUCAAACCAAGCAAGAGAAUGCCGCUAAGGAAGAAGUGUGCAUUCAGGAAGGAGCUUCACAUAAUGGAGUGCUGGAAGAACACAUUAAAGGGGGAACUCAAAAGCGAAAAAAUGAAGAUACUAUUAGCGCCACGCUCGCGAAUGACCUACAGCUCAAAGGAACUAUAUUACCGGAGCACGAUGCAAAGUCAACUUCGGGAAAUACUUGGGCUAUUCAAGUAGAUAGCCUCCCCUCUGGUGGUAUUGGACCUGGGCAGACUGACUUUGGUAAACUAAAGACAGAUAAAAGGUUUAGAUCAAGCCUUCCUCAGCCAAUUCAUGCAUCAGAAGAGUCGACACUCCUGAUCGACCUGAUGCGGAAAAGUCGAUCACCUUCAAACCCAGCAUCCGCCAUUCGCCCUCGACAUAUGGAUUCAGGAACCAAUAUAGCUCCUAUGUCAUCCUUUCUGACUAAUACUCCUCCGUCCAUGCGGAUGUUGCUGCCGGAAAUACCAACCAGCUCGGCUGGUGCAAAAGCAGUUGGGAACUCUCAGAAUGGAACUAGCAAUGCAGCUCUGAAGGCUGCACUCGACUUGCUUAUUGACAGGCUACAGAGAGAACUGCACCAAGUGAACCAGAUUAUUGAGGAUACUCCCGGGCCUAUCGAGCUCACAGGUAUAGGAAUUUAUUUGCUAAAGCGGAAGCAGCAAUUAGAAAGCGAAAUAGCGGAAGCAAUUGAGAUGGAGAGUGAUAUUGUACUCCCGUUCAGUGCAUUGACAUUAGAAGACCCUUCUCAUAAGGAGCCAAAUGAGGAGCAUAAUGUCUCUCAAGAAAUGCCCAUCCCAAAGGUCCCAGUUGUUUCCAUGGAUAAAAAGGAGGUAGCUCCGCUGAUUCCUGGAUCGGGGUCUACAGCGAUGUCGUUUGGCAAGCCAAAUGUUGGCCCCCAGGAAGUUCUGCUCAUGUCCAACAACACACCACCGAUUCCUACACCCACUUUAUCUACUUUCACUAACUCAGUACACGAUAUUAUCGGUGACCAUUUAUUGCCAGGAAGGAAUCCUUCGAGCAUCAAAUCAGAUCUAGAAACGCCAAAAGUACUAAGUGGAAACAGUAGCCUUCAUGACUUUUCCACCCCCCCUGCUGGUCCUGCAACUGGAGAAGCAAGGCCGGCGCCGCAUGGUGCAGUAGCGUUUGAUCAUAGUUCCUCUGUUAACCAACUACAAGUGCGAGAUACGCCUAAUAUCCCGGACAACGCAAUAACUCGACAAUAUUUGGAAUCUACUUCUGAGACAAGUAAGCGCUCAACUGAACCACGGAAUUUGCCUCUAAAUGGGCAGCGGAAUCACCAUUUGUUGACUGCGACACAGCAGUUAUCAAGUUUUGCAAUUCAUCCCCUGGAGCAAAGCAGCGAACCGCCCUCUCCCAUUUGCUACAUGACUGCAGUAGUACAAUCCCCUGUCGCACCAUACCAACCUAAGCCUGCUCCCCAGGGCCCACAGUGCGUCUCUUCUCCAGGGCUGGGGGUACCGCCUAAACCGAGUGAAAUCAAGCCCAUUGCACGGAACUUUGCUCCUAAGUUUCCUAUGUCAGCGGCAACGAUGCAAUAUUCCGGAGCAUUGUUCCAACGUCAGGAACAAAAUGCAGUACCAAAGUCUCCUGACACUACAACACCAUCUUGCCACAACCCACCUGUUGACCCUAGUAAGCCUAUCACUCCAGCCUUUGUGUCCAGGUUCCCAGUGUCAGCCGCAACUUUGCAAUACUCCGGGACGAUAUCCCAUGCUAGCAUUCAAGCAACAGACCCCCCGCCGCCAGCAGGACAGGAAGGUCGCAACGCUUCUACUUGGACUAGAAAAUUCCAAAUGGGCUACACCAGCAGAUGCACCUACUUCACCCAAAGGGGCGAGCAAGGGACGGCCAUCACCCAGACCAAGAAAAGAUGGAAAAGGUAUUGAUAUGUUUAUCGCAGAGAUGGCAAAGCAUCAAGUCACAGUGUCCCAACGCACCAUGGAGGAGUCGACAACUAAUAGCGGGCCGUCGAAGCGCCAGAAGGAGUCCCCUGGCCUUGCGAGCUCUAAAUGGGCUAGCUAGAUUAGGUUUAUCAAUGCUUGGUGCCGAGCUACGGAGUCUAGAGUGAACGAGGGGAAGAAGUAUGAACUUUGGCUGAAGAUGCGGUUACCCAUAACUGUGUCCUAAUUUGCGUUCCCAGCGUGUUAUCCGUUUUCUUUGCCCAUGAUUGAUGAUCUGCCCUUGCAAUUACCCCCUUCCACCGGCUGUAUUGCAACACCCAUGGAGUAUCAUUCUGUGAACUCUCCAUGAAUAUUCCCGAUGUUGUUUAUUAGAUGCGACCCACAGUUUAGUUUCUCGCAAGUAAUAAUAGCCCUGCACUCUGCACUUUUCUUUUCUUUUCUUUUCUUUUCUUUUCUCUGUGUUUUUGUUUUUUUGUUCUGCGCCCCUUUUCACCUUCCUUUUUUUUAAAAAAGAAAACGCCAAAGUACCAAACCCGUUUCCUUAAUAUUUCCAGCCAAAAAAAGAGGUACUUUUUGAUUUGUUCGAAUGCACAAGCCAAACGUCCCUAUGGACUCUCUAAUAUUACUUUGAAAAAUUUCCGAUUCUACAAAGCUUCCGCAUUGUACACUUUGGUACUCAAUUGUUUCAAAUCAAUGUAAACUGUUUGUUGAUAGGUUUCACUGAUAUACGCAUAGAUUUCGUUCUUCAGCUAAGAAUAAAUAUAGGGGCCAUAUCCACGUUAAUCACCAGGGACUCCAACGAGAGUACUAUAACGGGACAUGGAUCACCAGGAUGAACGGUCGAAGUUGGAGGAGCCUUACAGCAAUCAGAACCUGUAAGCCACCAUGGCAGUAUUGGUAUCCAGAAACGUAUGUUCUGUUAUGGCCAAAAAUUUAUAUCACAAGUGCAUCAGUGAUAUGUAAUCGAAAUAAUUAAUGACUACUAUUGGUCCACCUGGUUUCCCUCAACGGAUGGAAAUCAGAGGAGAAACAGGAGGAAGGAGGGGAAGCUGCAGCGACCAACUAUAGGAAAUGAAAAAAAUUCAUGUUCCAUUUUGC